AUGAUUGGACCAACUUCGCAACAAGAAUCUCCAGCUUAUUAUCCUCAAACCCAAGUCCCACCGAAUUACGUCGCUUCUGCUGGACGGGAUAAGAGCUAUUAUAAUCUGCAAGAAACAGAAAAUGUCACUUGCGCAGGAAAAUCAUUGAAUGAGGAUUAUCCUCAAGAAACAAAAACAAAAAAUGAUUUCCACUAUUCUCCAAUACAGGCCGGUCACAAUUCAGCCCCUCUCAACUGGCUCGAGGGACCGGCCAGAACUCAGCCACUUCGAACACCUCAAGCAAAAGCUACUGUCUAUCCUCUGCGAAACUUGGAUACAGACACUGCUAGACUGCAACAUCAUCCAACCAAACUCUCUAUUUCACAGCCAAUGGGACAAUUCGGUCAAUGUGGUGAAUGCAAAAGUCCAAGAACAGGAUACAAUUGGUGUCAAUAUUGCAACAGCGAACUGUUUCGGGAGAGUUUUGCGAAUUGGAGUGACUCCGAAGAAAUUGACGAUUUUAUUCAAAUAGCUCAACUUAAGGCAGUCAAUGUCAGAUCUAUCCUGGAGUGGAUAGACAAUGAAGAAUUCACAAACAUGAAGCAUCUUGCAAAUGGUGGUAACAGCUCAGUAUUUAUAGCACAUUGGCCUAGAGGACCUAUUCGGACAUGGGACGCAAACGGCGAUAAAUGGGAACGAGGCUGGGGUCAGGCAAAUUCAGACAUAAUUAUAUUGAAACGUAUAAGAAAUUCUAAUAAAUUGGGCGCAUAUCACCAAUUCAGUAUGUUGGUUUCGCACGUCGUACGUUGUUAUGGCAUCUCGCGCUGCCCAUCCACUAAUGAGUUUAUUGUCGUCACCUCAUAUGCUGAGGAUGGAGAUCUCCGGCAGUAUAUCUCCAAGAACUUUGAUAGCUUUACUUUACAGAAAAAAAUCAUCACACUCAGAGAUAUUGCAAGCGGCUUAGUGACCAUUCAUAAAGCGGGACUGUUGCAUAAAGACUUGCAUCCUGGAAACAUUCUGCGAUCUGGUACCUGGACAAUGAUAAGUGAUCUCGGUCUUUGCUGGAAUAAGGGCUCUGUGACAGGAAAUGAAGAGACAAUUCAGGGUGUGCUUCCCUAUAUAGCACCAGAAGUUUUACAAUGGCAAAUGCCAUACACUCGAGCAGCUGACGUUUAUAGCAUUGGAAUGAAUAUGAAGAGAACAAGUCCACGGACCCUAUAA
This is a messenger RNA of Paraglomus brasilianum, 1200 nucleotides long. The record is from the annotation of a GenBank genome assembly. Lineage: Eukaryota; Fungi; Glomeromycota; Glomeromycetes; Paraglomerales; Paraglomeraceae.